GCUGCCAGCCUUGUUCCGCAGGUUGAAUGGCCCCUGGAUCUUGACACCUCAGACGUGCUGUAUCAGCUGUGUGAUACUUUCAGAAGCUGCGUCAGCUUCGACGGAAAAAUUAUGCCGUCGUUGGAGGAGAAGGCAUCAGCUUGUCUAAUGGCUAUGAGUCAUCUGUAUCAUGGCCGGGUUUUUCAAGCAUAUCCUGGCCGUGAUGAAUUUCUUGGUCGCGGGACAAGAAACUCUGACUACCAUGUGUUAUCCCGGAUGCGACUGGUAGACAUGGGUGGGGCCAACAACAUGGUGCUUCAGACGACUAUGAAUCUUUGCCUUCCAGAAAAUGACAGGGUGGCUGUCGCAUUCCCUCACUUACCACUUUGUUACUGGGCGAGCGAAUCAGGAUAUAGAACGAUUCGCCAUAUAUGUGGUAUCAGCUCUGCUCUCCUCUUCAUCCUCCCCGUCGAAUCAAAUCCUAGCCAAUUGCACUCUUCUUGCUUGCGUCAUGGUCGGGGUUCAGUUUGACAAGGAGGACAUAGUUCGUAUCGAUAAAAGUUCUUCCCUGCCUCAAUUCGUGAAUGCCCUUUUGCCGAAGUUUCAAAUGGUUCUUUGGGAAUACGAUGGAGGCGAUCUCGACAAAGACAACACAGGAGUCACACGCAGGGCAUGGAGACUUCUCGACAUCAUUUGCUUCAUGCUUGAGCCUGCCAAAGAUCACUAUCCUGCGAGUUUUUUAUCCCACACCAUGCGGAACCUGGACGUGUGCAGGAAAAUUUAUUCACAACUCAGGUCAUCCAAACAAAAUGAUCUCGAAGGACUGUCGAGAGCUCUGAAAAAUGGACUACGCUUUACGCUCACUGCUGCCAAAGUAUCUCAGGAUCCUGCCGACUUAUGGCAUAGCUAUUAUUCAUGGUCGUAUGAUUCCCAUCCACCAGAAGAUUUCGACUGGUUGGUGGACUACCUCGAGUACAUUUAUUCCGACGAGGAGGACACGGCAUUUGACAUCCUUUUGUUCCUGGUGGUCAUGAAAGCGCGCUGCAGUCCUGCUAAACAACAUCAGUUCUUCACGAGCCUCAUUGCCUGCAUGGGCAGUAACAUGCCUCCGCAUUUACGCCAUGUCGCUCUCCGCGCGGCUCACACUGCUCGAGACGAAAUUGCCUCGAUGGAUGCCAUUCAUGAUGCGAAGUUGCGAGACGUGACCUUGACCCAGUUAUCCACCGCUAUCCUGACUGCGGUUUGUCCGCAACCAGGCGCAACAUUCUCCAAUGAUGAUACUGAUCGCCUCUUCCAUGAUGAACGCGACUUAUGCUAUCUCGAACUGCUCUUUACCCUCGUGAGGAAUUCCAACUGGCACCCUCGUUUGUUUGGGGAUCACCAUGUAGAUCGAUGCAUUAGAAUUAUUGCAGAUUGCCGCGACAUGCAACAACAUGCAUUUUAUCUGGCGGGAAUCCUCCUCCAAAUCGCACCUGAACAGUGGUCGACCACAUCGCUCGAUUCCAUCACAAAGCAACAGUGGUGGGAUACGCUCAGCGGUGCAUGGCCCUUUGCCAAGUAUACGAUAUAUCCCAAUUACCCCCAUUUCGAGUUUCUUCCUGUCCUUGUGGAAGCCACGAAGAAGUAUAUGCAUAUUGCUUCGGGAUAUUGUCUCGAGCGUCUCAUUGGCGAUGUGGAUGCUGUUCUCGAAGUACCGGAGAGGCGAAAUUCAGAGCAGGGAGAGGGAGAGGGCGUCAUAAUUGCUGUGACAGAGAGUAUCGUCGCUGUGAAAGAGUUGAGGACUGUAGCCAGCGAGAUGCUUGAGAAGUUGGUCAAUAGCCAAGGAGUUAUUAGUCCCUGAUGAUCACGGUACUUGCAUUUGUGCUAGUGUCCUUGGACCAGAGGAAUGGAUGGAGCAAUGCGUGAGGGAAUAAGUAUUACGACUAAAACCAUCAUUGACAUUCAAUAUGCAUAUGUAUUGAGAAACGCACGAGCAACAUGCUGUAGUCAAGGGCGAAAAUAAGGCUGUGUGACAAUGUGUAUAGUAACGAGAGGUUCUCAACAUAUUUCAGUCAUGAUACACGCUCUGGCUACGUAGUAAUCUUGUAGGUCACCUCG
Suillus bovinus is the source of this 2076-nucleotide messenger RNA. RefSeq lists its product as uncharacterized. The record is from RefSeq and is a predicted model, not a curated record. The transcript is spliced from 3 exons. NCBI's taxonomy places the organism in Eukaryota, Fungi, Basidiomycota, Agaricomycetes, Boletales, Suillaceae. The coding region runs from base 329 to 1819 and encodes 496 amino acids.